GAGUUUGUAUUUUGCGGAUGUCGCGGGAGGUUCGUUCGCUCCGUUGUCGGUGUUUGGAAUUGAGUGUUUUUGAAACAGCGAUCGGGUCUUGUGCCGGUAUUCUGAAUGUAAGAAAAAUAUUUCAAAAUAUAAUAACCUUAGCCAGUGGUUUUUGAUAGAUAAGUGAGUGAGAUCCUUGAGUUCUGUUGAUCUCAGCCUCCCACUGAGGCGCAACAGUUGUUUCCGAAUAAGAUUCUGUAUGGAAUUAAUAUCCGUGUGUGUUUUUUUAAAGAGCUGAGCGAGAAGUUGGAUUUGUUAUUGGAAAGUACAAACAGCGCUCCCAUAGACACACACUCGAUGCGGCCGAGCCAACAAAUCCCCGACAAAUCUUAAACCAGUUUUAAGAUACAUAUUCUUGGUGUCAGUGUGUGCAUGUUGAUUUUUUCUGGCAUUGUUUUCGUUUUUUUAUUUCGUGCUGCUGGCUCUGCAUCUUUUUUGUGUACCCGUACCCUUUUCGCUCGCCUCUAAUCGCGUUUCCAUUUUCUGGCCGCCGUCCAGAUCCGAGGUUUUGGUUUUGGGUUUGGGUCCAAGCGAGCAACAAGUACCCCUGCCUAGUACCUAUAUCUAUGUCUACACCCAUACCCACACCGAUGCCAAGUGCCUGCCCGCGUCUCGCUCCGUCUCCCAUCUGAAAACCCGAAAACCACGGAAAGAAACGAGCUUAGAUUCUAACGAGAUCAGCACGCCAGUUGGUAACUCUUCCACAAUUGGACCACUUUGAAUGCUGUACGAAGCACCUCCAAAAUACGGCGAAGAUCGCACAAGAAACCCCGAAAGACCACCAACAAAAGAAGUUCAAACAAUGUAACGACAACUUAAACGAUCCUAACACAAUUGAAAGGCGGAAAAUUAUUGUAUUGCCCAAAAACUAAAAAUUGAACAGACCUCAAAAGCACUCCAGCGAAAUCAGCAUGUCUUCCGGCCUGAUGUCGUGUGUGAGGGAAAACUCGCCGCCGCUGGAAUCGGAGUUGGAUGCCAGUGGAGCCGGGGGACCAUUGUCAAUGCCGGAGGGCCACGCCCACGCCCACGCAGUCACCUCUACGCCCAUCUCCAGUCCAGGAAACGAUGCCCACCAAUCCCCAACCGCCGAGCAACAACAGCAGCAGCAGCAGAAGCGUCGUCGAUUUCAUCCGCUCCGUAACCUGCGGCGCAUCUUCCGGCGUCGAACCAUCAACAGCUCGGCGGAGAGUCCUGCAUCCUGUCAGUCGCCAGGACCCGGAUCCUGCAACACCUUGCCACCGCCCGCCAGCAGCAGCAGUGAGAAGAAUCUGCGCAGUGGGAUAGCAUCGCCACCAGGAUCUCCUCUGAAUCCGCAGCAACUGAAGGAGAACUACCAAACGCAAUCGCUGCCCAAGUCCAAAUCAUACGGAUCCCAUCGCGAUGAGCUGUUAAGCGUGCUCCUGGGCAAAAAGCGGGCCAGCAAGCAGGAUCACAGUCAGGUGGGAGGACAGUCCCAGUCACAGACGCAGACCCAAUCCCAAUCCCAGUCGCAGUCCCAACAGGAGGCCAUGUUUCAGGCCCAGCGACAACAUGGUGGCGUGGCCGUCUUCCCAGAUUCCCUUGGCCUCAAUCGGAACAGCUACUUUGCCGAGCAGAGAAUCCAACAGCGCCAUCUACGCAGUGUGGGUGACUCCUCCCAGGAGCUGGAAUCCGGUUCCGGUUCGGGAACAGGAUCAGGACCUGGUGGCCCCGACAUCUCCGACAGUCAGCGCAGCCUGAGCGAGGGUCGCCUCUUGGAUGUGGACGGGGAUUACUCUCGAGAUACCCUGUCUCAGUCACAUGACAGCGUCUUUUCCGAAUCAGCCACGGCUAGCAGUCUGUCUAUUGUACUCAAGGCGGAACUGACGGAUGUCUUGCGAAAGCGACGUAAUAGACCCGAUGCCUCCGACGAGGAUUUGGGUCUGCCCCGCAGUCCAGCUUCGCCACAACGAAGGGCAGCAGGUGGAACUAGUAGCAGCAGGAAUACCUCUGCCGUGGGUCACCAGUCGCGGGGUCACCACCACAGUGAGGUCUCCUCGCUGAGCCUGGUGAGCGUCAACAGUGCCGAGGCAGAGACGGAGGACAGCCAGAGCAGCUCCCAUCACCACCGCCAGCACCACUCGCGGGUGUCCACCAGUUCGUCCAUCUCGGUGGGAUCGGACAUAUUGCGAUCCCAUCACGAGGACGAUGUGGACGCCGUGGGCGGGGAACGGCACCGCCUUUCACAUGCGGCGGCCAAGCACAAAAUGGCCAUCAGGCCGGUGAAAAAGAAGGGACCCACCAGGCAGCAUCGCAUGACAUUGGAGACUUCCAUACCGGAGGCCAAUGAGGAUGUGCUGAAAAUAAGCCCUGGAUUGAGAGCUGUUCAUGAAGCAGACCUCAAGAGCAAGACGCGCUCCUUGCCACCGAAGACUCUGACUGCCAUUGCGCCACCUGUCCAGGUGAACGCCGCCAGCUCGGUGACCACCAAGCGGACCAAGACAAUCGAGCAGAGCUCCAGCAUCACCACAGUGACCAGCUCAUCCACGUCUUCCUCCACAAGCCAGAUGUUCGGACUUCGAGGACUGACCACCAAAACCAACGCGCUGCUGGAGAACCGCGGAGAGUCGUCCACGGAUGGUGAUGACUUCCUGGCCAACGAGAGGGAGGCCACCGAGAGUGGCUUCCUGCGCCGCCUGAUCCAUCGGAACUCCAAGAGAUCGAUAGCCAGGGCCAAUGAUGGCGUGGAGGAUACGGACUCCAGCCAGAGUGUGGCCAAGAAGCUGCAGAUCUCGACCUCCUGCCUGGAGGCAGCUGCUCGGGAACCCCUCCAAGUGCCGAACAAGUCCCGCAGUGCCACCUCCCACGAGCAGCACAUUCAGGAAACGCGGCAGACGAUCAAGCGGGAGAUCCACAACGAGGGCAAGCAUGGACUGAAUGCCAUGGUCAGUAACUAUGGAGUCCAUCCACAUCCGCCCACGGCAUUGAAACCGAAAUCCGGUCCAGCUGCCAGGCAGCGUUAUUUGCCCAAGGAACUGGGGGCCAUGCCACCGGUGGAGAAGCUCCCCUCGGGCAACGAUGUGACCAAUUUGCUGUCGAAGAGCUCGCGGGGCAACGACACCUUUCAGUCUACCACUUUGGUGCGGGAACAGCAGACCAAAGUGGAGUCCUCGUCCACCUCCUCCACCUCCACCGCCACACAUUUCGAGAGGAAAGCGAAGAUUGUGGGCCUGAGCGCCUUCCAGCAGAAGCUGUCGCGAUCCAGCGACUCAGUGGGCCAGCACUCCAGCUCCUCCAACUCGUUGGAGACCAGCACGGAUGAGCCCUCGCCACUGUACUACGAGGAGAAGCAGCGCAAGACGGUGGAGAAGUCGCGCAGCUUCCGGAACUACGAGGAUGAGCCGGUGGACUCCACUUCUGUGCACAACAACAUGCCCAGUUUGCCGGAUCUGUCGCUGAGUUUCCGGGUGCCUGCCUACUACAAGCAGACGCCCCAAUCCCCCUGCUCCCCCAUGUCACCCAAUGCCAAGUGUGUAUCCCUGGGAUUCGAGAUAAACGACAACAAGUUACUGCAGGCCCGAGCUGAAUCCACUGGACAGUUGCCAUCGGUGGCUAAGACGUCACCCCAGAAAACCUUGGCCACCACAAAACUGAUUGUGAGCAGUCCAGGAUCAGCGAAUAUCUCCCAGAUCGAGCAGAACAUCGACCUGAUCGUCAAGUCGCCCAUGGUGAGCGUUCUAAGGAAGUCCGGUAAUGUAGCAGAGAAGCUGCCCAAGGAGCCAUCUACUCCGACCAAGCAGCGACCCAAGCUGCUGGAUCUGGGAGCAAAGAUCACAGCUCCGGCGGCGAAUCCAACCCCGAGUCCGGCGAGUCCUUUGACCAAGAGUGCCAAGCUCUCCAACAGUCCGCCCACAACUCCGGCCAAGGGACAGAGCUCCUCUUCCUCCUCCAAUAGCCGACGGAAUUCCAGCAAUGUGGAGGUCACUGGCGAGCCGGAGUUCAUGAAGAUCCAGCUGAACCGCGUGGAUCAGGCUCGUCUGCACAAUAAGGCCAAUCACCUGGUGCUGGCCAAGAAUUUGAAGUCGCCCACGGAGAGGAGUCAGAGCAGCGAUGACCUCAGUUUCAGAAGGAACAGUGGCGAGAAUCUGGCUGGGAUUGAGAUUGUGGAGCACCCAGUUCAGGUCAAACCUUUGAGCCCGGUGGUCAGGCCGACGACACUGGAGCCCAGUUUGGGCAGGCAAUUGAGAUCCGUGAGUGCCAAUAGCGUGAGGACGAGUUAUGGAAGUAGCAGUGAGGGAUUGGCCACACCGGUUACCCCCGCCACCACUCCAAGUACACCCAAAAGCAAUGGAUUGCCGAAGAGUAAUCCCAUUACUCCCAGGAGCGGAAAGGAAGCCAAGGAGCCAGUGAGUCCCAGGGAGCCGGCCAAAAGCAAUCGCCUUUCGCUAGAGGAUCGCAAGCGGUUGUUCCUCAGCGAAGAGCGAUCAAAGGUUGCGGAGCAGCGCAGGAAAUCCAUUACCAAGGCGGAGGCCACUCCAUCUGCUCCUGCACCACCCACUCCCUCGGUGAUUCCAACCUCUCCUGCCAUUCCAGUCGCCACUCCCGUGGCCUCGCCCACCACAUCCGAAAUCUGCGAGGUCAAUGGCAACAUGGGCUCACCCACCUCCAAUCCCGUGGUGCUGCGCAAGAAAUCCUUUGCCAGCUGCAAUGGCAACCCUAGUCCUUCCAAGGACGAUCCCACGCCGGAGCUGAUGAAGGUCUUUGCCCGCCGUUCGCUGAAGGUGAAGGAUGACGACGUGGUGACCCUGCCGCAGGCGCAGGCACAGCCUCUACCUCCUGCCCCAGUAACCACCACCAGUAAGAAACUUCAAUCCAGUGGUGGAAGUGGAGGUCAGAGCGUGGACAGCGACAAGGAGAACCAGUCGAACAGCGAGGAGAAACUGGACAAACUGGCGACGAAGAGCGAGUCGCACGUGACCCAUCAUCCGACCAACAAUCGCAAUUCGGUGGCCGACUUCCGCAAUCUCAACCAUAACCACAACAACAAUAAUCUUCAGCAGCAGCAGCAGCAGAAGGUGCCGCCCAAGGUUGUCACCUAUCUGCCCCCCAUCAAGAGCAACAAUCAGGGACGCAGUAGCCUGAAUAACAACAUGAGCAACAAUAAUUCAAGUGCAAAGCCCCCGGGAGAAAGAUUCUCCCUGCAACUGAAGCAGGCCAAUCCCAUGGCAACUACUCCAUCCUCUCCAGCAGCAGCAACACCUGUUGCAUUGCCACCAGCAACACCUGCAACAUCUGCAGCUGGAACACCCAGUAAACCCAUCGAGAGAUCCGCCACCGUGGGCGAGUUCAAGGGAAUCCACCAGAGACGCGCCGAGUGGGAGCAAAGGGCCAAGGAGGCGCUUAAGUAGGGGAUUUAAACAAGGAUCACCUGAUCCCCUAGCAGACCAGACUGUACCUAGCCUAGCUGCAAUCCAAGUGCUUUCGUCUAGUGAUGCCCUCAAUCGAACUGGGAAGGCAACAAAAUUACUAAGGGAAUAAUCAAAUUAUCAUUAUAAAAAACACAUUAGCUAAAAAACCUGUAAAGAAUCGCAAAUGAAAUCAAAGUUGAGGGCGCCGGACUGUCCGUAGGUCAUCCAAAGACAAUAGCGACCUGCUCGGGUCCGGCUCCCAAAAAACACUCUAUAGGCAAUAACUAUAUACCGAUCUUCAAAAAGUGACUAGCGUAUACUUAUUUUUAGUCUAUCCAGCGUAUCGUUUACAAAUUGAGAAAAUAAGCUUCGUUUCGAAUUUGUUCUGUGCAUGUCGAGAAAUGUUAUCAAAUAAACUAAAGUGCAACUAACUCUUAAUUGACAUAAAAAAAAAUUUAAAAAAACUUAAGGACUGUGAGUAUAAUUACGCGUAGCAAGGAGCCUGAUAUUCGAAACAUUUGAUUUACUUUAAGUUGAUAUUUUGCAAGCUUUUAAUCGGUAGGAGAGAAUGAUUUUACUAUUUAGGCUAACUAUUAUUACUUUCUACCUUGUUUAUGUAUAAUUAUAAUCUUUGAAGUCAGCUGAGAUUACAGAUCCCUGAGUGUAACGAAUGGAAAUCCAAACAUAUUCACACCCAAGUGUAUUUAAAGCAUUGCGAUUGUACAAUUGUUGUCAAAGGGACAAGUUUGUAAAUGUACAUACAAAUAAAUAAAAUCGAACUAAUAAAUAUCCAAGUAAA
Messenger RNA from Drosophila suzukii, 6204 nucleotides. Its product is annotated as serine-rich adhesin for platelets. NCBI's taxonomy places the organism in Eukaryota, Metazoa, Arthropoda, Insecta, Diptera, Drosophilidae. The record is from RefSeq and is a predicted model, not a curated record.